CGACGCAUGCGCCGUCCCUACCUCGGCCGCCAUCUUCCUUCGCGGGAGGAGGAAGAAAAUGGAGCCCGGCGGGGCCCGCCGCGAGAAGCUGCCGCCGCCUCCCAUUCCUCUGCCGCAGCAGGGGACGCCUCCCAAGGGCAAGGACGGUCCCAGCAGCCGCCUGGAGAAGGCCAAGCAGCGCGCGGCCCAGCAGGAGCUCAAGCAACGGCAGCGGGCCGAGAUCUACGCCCUCAACAGGGUGAUGACUGAGCUGGAGCAGCAGCAGUUUGACGCCUUCUGCAAGCAGAUGCAGGCAUCCAGCGACUGAGGACGGGAGCCGCACUCCAGACGGGCCACUCGGAAGACCAGCACUUUCCCACCCAUGGCUGCAGGCAGCGGCCAGGCAGAACUGAACACCCAGGAGCAGGGAGGGACAGCCAAGCUCUGCUUCCGAUGACACACAGCUGACACUGCCUUACUGGAGCAUUCCCCUGCCAAACCUUCCUUGAGUGGAGUUCUCCCUUGAAAACCUGUUUGUUUGUUUUU
This is a messenger RNA of Podarcis muralis (Common wall lizard), 525 nucleotides long. It is a transcript of the gene SVBP, whose product is annotated as small vasohibin binding protein. Lineage: Eukaryota; Metazoa; Chordata; Lepidosauria; Squamata; Lacertidae. Gene Ontology annotation, cellular component: apical part of cell. Gene Ontology annotation, biological process: protein secretion; negative regulation of protein ubiquitination. The record is from RefSeq and is a predicted model, not a curated record.